AUGAAAGUACUCGACGCGCAGGAGGCGCUGCUGACGAACUGCGAGGUGUACGACAUCCUGGUCCAGCGCGGCUGCGACCGCGCACGCGCACAGGGCGUACCGGUGUCCACUCAGGUAGAACAAGACGUGUUCGCGUACCUGACGGGCGUGGGGGCGACCGUGCGCGUCAGCCAGGAGCAGAUGAACGAGUUCCGAGAACAGAUGAAGCCGUUCGAGCUCUCGAAGACCGAGAUCAUGCAGUUCCUCAACCACCGCCCGAAGAUCGCGGUCGAGGCCUACACGAUCCUCGACCGCGCCGAGGAGCGCUUCUCGAACGAGCAGCUCGAGGAGAUGUGUGCGAUCACCGCGACGGUGCUCGCCGGGGAGAGCACGGCCGCGGAGGACCCGGGGAAGAGCCCCAAGCGCGGAGCGCGAGCGUGA
Molecule: messenger RNA, 420 nt
Organism: Pedinophyceae sp. YPF-701
Lineage: Eukaryota; Viridiplantae; Chlorophyta; Pedinophyceae
Source: the annotation of a GenBank genome assembly